Pezoporus flaviventris is the source of this 2853-nucleotide messenger RNA. It is a transcript of the gene FBF1, whose product is annotated as Fas binding factor 1. Lineage: Eukaryota; Metazoa; Chordata; Aves; Psittaciformes; Psittacidae. Gene Ontology annotation, biological process: cilium assembly; establishment of epithelial cell polarity. The record is from RefSeq and is a predicted model, not a curated record. Gene Ontology annotation, cellular component: ciliary basal body; centriole; ciliary transition fiber.
UUCAGCCAGGGUGGAAGAGGGAUGUCUCUGCAGUACCUUGUCUUAACAGCUGUGGCCUCUCUUUCCAGAAAAGCCAGCUAUGGAAAAGAAGGCACUCUCAUCUCCUGCUCACCAGCUGCACAAGAACUUUGAAGAUGAUCCUUUGGCAGGGCUUUUAUCUAAUGAGGAGCAGGAUGCUCCCAAAAAGCCAUCUUCAACUGGCACUAAAAGCAGCUCUGAAAAGAACACAGAACAGAGCAAAGAAAAAGAGCCACCUCAGAUGCCCCUGCAUGCCAUGGCACCAGUCCAGAGGAGGGAGCUCACAUUUGAAGAUGAUGAUGAAGACUUGAUGGAUGCACUGGGAUUUGGGAGUGGCCCAAAAGGAGGUGAGAAAGAGGAGCUCUGUGCAGCCCACUCCAUGGUAGAUGAAUUGCUGGGACAAGGCUCCAUGGACAAAAUCAUGAAACAGCCAGGCAAGGGAGAGCACGGGGAUUUCAAACCGGAUAAAAAAUACCAAAACCAGCCAAAGAAGGAAGAUGGAUGGGACAAGGAGGAUUUUGACUUUGGAGCAUACCGGCCCACAAUGGCCUCCAUGCCCAGUGGCCAGCUAGGGAGGAGGCAAUCUGUGAGCAGGUUUUCUGCUGAGACCAUCAGUGAAGCAAAACCAGAACCUUGCCACAAACCUUCUCCAGCCAGCCAGAACCCUGUGUGGGGCAGCAGGAAUAGAGGAGACUGGCUGGGUUUGAAAGAUGAGGCUUUUAUGGAUUCAGAGCUGUCGUCCCCAAUGAAAGCCAGUCCCACAGUGAGCCACCCCAGCCCUGCCACAGCCAGGCAGCACCGCUCCACCAGCCAGCUUCCGGCAGCAGAGAAGGCAGUACCUCAACCUGUCCCACCAGAGGAGGAGGAGGACUGGCUGAUGGCCCUGUUGGCUCGCAAGAAAGCCCAAGCACAGGCAAAGACCCAGGAGAGAAAUGCCAAGCCUUCAGAAGCUCCAGGCAAUGGGCUGGAUCCCCGGUCUCCUGUCAGGCAGCUGGUCCCCUGGCUCAGCACCGCAAAACAGGACUCAGCUCACCCGUUGGAGUCUGUGCAAGGGGAUCCCACCAGAGAUGACAGCGCCCUGGUCCCUACAACCACGAUCCCACAAGAGCAGAAGAUGCCAGUCCCUGCUGUGCUCACUCAGGCAGAUUCUGCAGCCCCAAGCUUGCUACAUGAGAGGAGGCUGGGAGCUCCCACAACCCAGCUCUACAAGGAUGCAUCAGGCUGUCAUGCAGAGCUCCUCAGGGCCCAGGCCCGUGUGGCAGAGCUGGAGAGCCAGGUCCAGAUGCUGGAGAUGGAGCGGACUCAAUACAAACUGAUGCUGGAGAGUCUCCAGCAGCGGCACCAGGCAGACCUGGAUCAUCUCGAGAGCACGUACAGGACAUUGGUCCAGGAGAUGCGCAAAGACUACGAAGAGCAGCUCCAGCAGCUGAAACGGCUGAAAGACCUGGAGAUUGAUGCAGUGACCAGUUCGACCUCACAUACCAGGUCUUUGAAUGGUAUCAUCGAGCAGAUGGAGAAGUUCUCCAGCAACCUGCAUGACCUCUCCCACAAGGUGGAGGCCAUGCACCAAACCACAUCCCAGGAACUGGCACAGCAGUGGGACAAGCAGCUCAAAGUGCUCGAGGACAGGCUGUCACAACAGAAGAGGGACAUGGAGGAGGAGCGGAGCCAAAUCCAGGAGGUGAUCACUAGAAUGGAGUCCAGGCUGAGUGAGCAGGAGAGAUGGAGGCUGGUGGCAGAGCAAUCCAAAGCAGAAUUGCUGCAACACUCACUGGAGGAGCAGCGGCGAGGCAUGACCCAGCAGCUUUCCAUGGAGCGAGCAGAGCUGGAGAGGGAGAAGAGUGCAUUGCUGGAGGAGCGACAGAAGCUGAAGCGCGACAUGGACCGAACCCUGCAGAUGGCCUCCCAGAGAGAGAGCACCAUCAUGAGCCUGGCCAAGGAGCAGGCAGAGCUGAAGAUCCAGAGCCGUGAGCUGAAAGUGAAGGAGAAUCACUUGUUGAGGGACAGGGAGCUGCUGGAAGAAGCAUGGCAGGAGCUGAGGCGUGAGAAGGAGAAGGUGAACAGGGCCGCACUGUGCAUCCAGAACCGUGAGGAGGAGAUUAAAAGCACGACCAAGCUCUCAUCCCAGAAGUAUGAGGAAGGGGAGCGAGCCUUGCGGGAGGCACGCAGGGUAGAGUCCGAGCACCAGAGCAGGCUGCAGGUCAUGCAGCAACACUUGGAGCAGCUAAAGCAGCAGGAACAGCGUCUGCACCAGGCAAAUGCCCGAUCUUCCCUUCUUGGCUUGGGGCUGCCAUACCAGGGGCCUGGACCUUUCCCAACAGCUUCUCUCCUGGGGAUGGGGCAGGAGCGGCUGAGCAUGGCUCGCCAGAGGAAACAGCUUGAACAGCUACGUGAGGUGCUACCCAGGAACCCUGUGAUGCUGCAGACUGCGGGCAAGGACCUCGGUGCCCCUAUGACAGGCCUUUCCACCACACUGCCGCAGGCACUACGCAAUGUUCCAGGCUUUCUGCCUCCUAUCCAGGAAGCCCUGUCCAUGGCCAGCCCCACUGACCGCUACAUCAACCUGCUGCUGCUGAACUACAGGGCCCAGCAGGACCACCGUUUCUUAGAAAAUGAGCGUAUCUUCCUGGAGAGCCUGAAGAAAGCGCCCUACACCGCUUGAACCCUGUCAUAGUGAGGAGGAGGCAGCCCUACACACUACUCUGUGAAUGGCUGUGUCCAUCUUCUUCAGGAGGCCACCGUGCCCUCUGCAUGGGCUGGGAACGACAAACAUUAAAUAAUCCGAGUUUUCAUGGGGGAACUGUCCUUUUCUUUAAAAACAGUCUUGGCAUGUUC